AUGAAAGAUAAUCUUUAUCGAGAUCAAUUUUCAGUAAGGAAUGUUGCCAGUGAUUAUACUGAUCUAAAUUCUUGUUUUGUUUAUAAGAAGAAUUACCGACUUGAAUUAAGUGCUAAUGAUAUCGAAAGUACAGAGAGUGUCGAAUUCAAAGACGACUGCUUGAGAUCAUGUCUGAGAUCAUUACUGUCUGGUGGAUUUGUUUGUCGCUCACUAAUGCACAUGCCCAAAGAUCAGGAUUGUGUACUUACUGCAGUUGACGGACAAAAAGCUGUACGUAUCGAACAGAAACCAUCUCAAAUACCAGUGAACUUCUAUGAGAAUUUAUGUGCCAAACCACCUGCACUAGGAGGUGUUGUUGAAGGGUUAUUGCGAGGUUUUAAAGGAGGUGAUGGAAUAAUCAAAUUUGCACAAUCAAGAGGAUCAAGCUCAUUGAUGUUUGUCAUUCUGGAUGGAGUUCAUGUCAAUAAGGACUUCGAAAUUGCUUUCUAUGAGGACGACAUUAAAGAUUGUUUCAAAAUAACACAAGAAGAGGGACAAAAUAGUAAGAAAUUGAUCACUAUAAACUCUGACAAUAAUGGAAUGGCUAUCCAGCCAUGGACUGAAAUUGAAUUCGAUAUACUGAAUGAUUCCAUACUCAAUAAAACAGUAACUGUAAGGGAAACAGCAAAUAACGAAGUAAUUCUCUGCGGCAAGCUAAAGGUGAAAGGAAGUUCAGAAGAAUGGCAGAGAGCCAAAAAUUAUGCAAAUGUUAUUAGAUCUAAAGAAUAUUGCUUAAUUGCGACGAUUUGUGGUUUAAUGAUGCUUUUAAAUUUAUAG
Messenger RNA from Thelazia callipaeda (thelaziosis nematode), 816 nucleotides. Lineage: Eukaryota; Metazoa; Nematoda; Chromadorea; Rhabditida; Thelaziidae. The record is from the annotation of a GenBank genome assembly.